Molecule: messenger RNA, 813 nt
Organism: Penicillium manginii
Lineage: Eukaryota; Fungi; Ascomycota; Eurotiomycetes; Eurotiales; Aspergillaceae
Exons: 2
Coding region: 1-813 (270 amino acids)
Molecular function (GO): chitin binding
Source: RefSeq, a predicted model, not a curated record
AUGUCGAUCGUCGCCAUUCUCCUUGCUGGUGUGACCCUGGCCUCUGCCACGCCCACUAGUCUUAGCUUCCUCACUGAGAGGUCUUCGAUAUCUACCAAUGGCGUUUGUGGAGCCUAUAACGGCACAGCUAGCUGUGCUGGUAGCGGAUUUGGGAGCUGCUGCUCACAGUUCGGCUGGUGUGGCAGUGACACCGAUCACUGCGGCAGCGGUUGUCAGUCGAAUUACGGAAAUUGUGGAGUCUCGACUACUCUGAGCUGGAAAAGCUUAGGCUGUUACUCUGAUAUCACAGACUCUCGUACCCUCAACACCACCAUUCUCGUUCCGGGUCAUACCGUUGAGGCAUGCCAGUCCGCCUGCGAGAGCGCUGGUUUCCUCUACGCUGGUUUGGAGUACGGCACCCAGUGCUUCUGCGGAAAUGCUAUCAUGAACAGCGCUAGUUCAAUUGAAUCCUCCAACUGCAAUGUCGCUUGUGCCCAGUCAGCCACUGAGAUGUGUGGCGGAUCCAACGCCAUCAGUCUGUAUGUUGUCGUGCCUAUCUGGCAAAGUAUCGGUUGCUACACCGAUAGCACUCUCAAGAGAACUCUUGCACAAUCAUACAAUAUCGCCGGUAACACCGUUGAGAAAUGCCAGGCUGAAUGUCAGUCAAAUGGCUAUGUCUACGCUGGUAUGGAAUAUGGAACUCAGUGCUUCUGUGGCAACAGCAUUGAUAACGGUGCUACUAUUACUUCUGCCUGCGGUACCGCUUGUGCCGGAGAUAGUUCAGAGGUCUGCGGUGGCGCGAAUGCAUUAAGCAUGUAUUAUCUGUUCCAUUGA